Molecule: messenger RNA, 1464 nt
Organism: Neohortaea acidophila
Lineage: Eukaryota; Fungi; Ascomycota; Dothideomycetes; Mycosphaerellales; Teratosphaeriaceae
Exons: 1
Source: RefSeq, a predicted model, not a curated record
CGCACCGCCCACUCUCGAACCUUCCCGCAACGGCAUGCUUUCACCUACACAUACCUCUUCGUCGGAGUGCCCGUGGGCGUCAAAGGCCCCGUUGGAAAGGCCUUGUCCAUCGAUGGUCGAAACCGCAGCUGGUUCCACGUCAGCGCCUCCGACUACCUAUUUCGCAGCGGCCGGAAAUUGGACCUCGCGGACAAGCUGAAGAGCUACUUGCAUACGCAAGGCGUGACGGAUCGAGACUACGCUUUCGCAUAUCUGGUCACCGCCCCGCGCUUUCUGGGCUACAGCUUCAACCCGGUGUCGUUUUGGUAUUUGUAUGAUGCGGACACGGUGCUCAAGUAUAUGAUCUUGGAAGUCAACAACACUUUCGACGAGCGACGAAUGUAUCUACUUGGCGCCGAUGGCUCAGCGGAGGGAGCGAAUGGGUCGUCCGGCGGCAAGAAAUCGAACGGGAGGACGUUCACGGACACGUGGGAGAAGGACUUCCAUGUCUCUCCGUUCAACAGUCGGCAGGGAUCGUAUUCUCUUCGAGCUCUAGACCCGCUUGCAGCCUAUGAAGAGACAGGGCAUGUGCGAAUCGACAACAAAAUCGUGCUGCGGUCGUCGAAGGAAAGUCCGAAGAUUGUUGCUCACGUCUGGUCAGAAGGCGAGCCGAAAGAAGCUGCGAGUAUAGGGACUCUCGAGUUGGCAAGAUUCAUCGCUUCUUGGUGGUGGGUAGGUCUUGCAACAUUCCCGCGCAUUGUCUGGGAAGCGCAGAAACUAUUCUUCCGUCGCAAGUUGAAUGUCUGGUUCAGGCCGGAGGUUGCGGACAGCAGCAUUGGCCGCACGUACACGGACGACGAGAGACAGCUGGAGGGCUUCUUCCAGGCUUUCCUCCGGCAUGCCGUCGAGAGUUCGACCGAUGCUCUCCAAGUCAUCUACCAUCCCGCCCAUUCCGACGGACAGGAGGAGGUCGCCAUGUACUCCCCCGGCUUCAUAUACGAAGACGACCACAAGCGCAAGCUCACCCUGCGAGUCUCCUCUCCCGCCUUCUACAGCCGCUUCGUGCACUACGCCCACGUGCAAGAAGCCUUUGAUCGCGAGAGCCUGUCGACAGACGAAAAGAACCGGACCCUUAUCAUCGAAAACCAAGCCUUACUCCCCACUCUCCUGAAAGCCAUCCAAACGACUGAACAACAAAACGCCAAACUUCCAACCCCCACCACCCUCAUCGACCGACCCCGAUGGUCCAUCCUCAAAGCCCUCCGCUGCCCCCCUUCUAGCCCCAGCUACCCCAACCCCACCACAACCACCACAAUCUCAGACAUCCGCACUCUCCCCCAGUCCCCGCUAGACACCUACAUCCAGCAGCAUCAACCAGCCCCAGAAGCAGGCACGUACCGCCGCAUCGCCACCAAACUCUUCCUCGCGCAGCGCUUCGCUUUCGGGAUCCCGGCUCUCGUCACCGCGCUCGACUGGCUGGUUCGC